AAGACAAAAAAAAAAAGUCUAAAGAGCUUGUGGCAGCGGACAGGAAAAGAAGUAUCAAGCGCAGACCUACACAUUGCCGAGGGGGGAAUCUAUUGAAUAAUUAGCAGACAGAAGUUAAGCUCAAAGCUACAAGGACUGUAAGCAGAUUUCCUGGAAAUCUCCUUGCGGCAAGAUGUGGAAAAAGUCAAAGGUAACCGAUCAAACUGCCGCCGGGCAGAAGGUCAACGCUCCCGAGAGAGGUCAAUGGAAUGACAAAGGAAUUAGGAAGAAGUCCAAAGUGCCAGGUGUCAUGAUAACGCAGUUUGAGGCGGAACUUCCAGAGGGAAUGACAACUCCGGAUUUUUCCCGCAAACCCAUCGCAAUUACUAUUCAAGAAGGUAAAAGUACAGCAUUCAAAGCCAUUGUUGUGGGGAAUCCAAAACCCACCAUCACGUGGACCCGAACAAACGGAGAAAUCGUUUUUCACCCGGACACCUGCAGGCAAAACUACAGCGAGGCGUCGCACGAGCAUACGUUGGAGUUUCCCAAGGUGGCCCCAGAGGAUGCCGACACCUACAAGUGUUAUGCAACAAAUGAUUAUGGACGAGCCGUUUGCACCGCCGUCCUGAAUGUUAUUGAGGUGGGAUUCUCUAAAGCCAAGGAACUGCAAAAGACGUAUGGAGAUGAUUUACCAGACUUUCUUCGGAAAAAGCUGAAAAAAUGCGCUCCAAAGGUGGGAGCGCAAGUUCAAAACGAACCGACACCAGAGGAGAAGGUCUGGGAAAUCCUCAUGAAUGCGGAAAAGAAAGACUACGAGCGCAUCUGUGCGGAAUACGGAAUCACCAAUUUCCGCGGGAUGCUAAAAAAACUGAAGCAGAUGAAGCAAGAGCAAGACGUCGACACUGCAGAGUUUGUUUCACACAUCGAUACUCUGAAACACAUCGAGGAAGACGACGACGAAGCAUCAAUUAACUUGGACUUGGAGCUCAAAGAACUGAAUAGUAAAAUAUUCCUUUAUAAGGACGGAGAAAUGGUUGCCUUGACAAAAGAAGAAUGUGAUGAAAUGAAACAUUCUCUGAAGCAAGUUGGCAAAAAACACGAUAGUGUGCUCUACUCCAUGGAUGUGCAGGGUGGCACUGUAUUCACUGCCGACUUUAAAGUACCUGAUGUCGACUUUGCUAUUAAACUCCAAGAGGUCAAGGCGGAUGAACGACAGGAUGCACUCUUUGUAUGCGUCCUAACUGCACCUCUGAAUGAGAUCAAGUGGUUCGGCAAGAACGCAUUACUGUCAAAUGGCGAAAAGUUCGAAAUCAGCAUCUCGGAAGAUAAGCUCAUCCAUAAGCUGAUCGUACGUGAUUGUUUACCACUGGAUGCUGGCAUCUACGCCGCUGUGGCGGGCAUCAAGUCAUGCAACGCUUGGCUGGUGGUUGAAGCGGAUAAAGAGGCUAGCAGCAAAGGGAAGAAAGCCGCUCGUAAAAACACUAUUGCUGGAUUGGGUGAUGACGAAUACUUGCUGAGGACCGCCAAGGAGCAGCAGGAAAAGUACCAGAAAGAAAUGGAGGAGAGGCUGGAAAUUGCCAAGAAGGCUCAAUCAGAGCGGGACGCUGCAGAGGAAGCCACCCGGCUGGAGGCGCAGGCCGCUAAAAAGAGGUCCGCCGAAACCAAGGCUGCUGCGAACGCGGCUGCCAAAGCUAAGAAGGCCGAAGAAGGCGUGGACGAGUCUGCGAGCUUCCAAGUUGGUGCUCAUGUGGAUGUUGAAGAGCUGAGCGAAGGCAAUGAAGAAGCUGGGCAAAAUUCCUUAUUUAUGGAAACAGUUGAGGUAGAUAAAGUAACAAGCGGUGAUAGUCCCCCUCGACAAGAUAAAGUUAAAGGAAAUGAUCAUGGUGAGGAAACAGCAGUAAAGCAAAAAGGUGAAAGGUGCGGGACAAAAGAAAAGCGUCCAAAAGUGAAAACUGUGGACGCCGAAGAUGCAGCUGUUGGCAAUGACCUUGGAGAGAAAACUGCAAAACAAAAAAGUGAAAAAUUGGGAAAAAAAGAAAUAGCUCCCAAAGUGAAAUUUCCGGAUGAGGAAGAUCCUGCAGUUGGAAAUCAUCAUGGUGAGGAAACUGCUGAGCAAAGCAGUGAAAAGUCUGGGACUAAAGAAAACUGUCCCAAAGAGAAAAUUGGGGACGUCACAGACACUCAUGUUGAAAGUGAUAAAGGUGAUAAGGAGGAGGAAGAGGAGGAGGUACAGCCGCCAGCUGGCAAGCGUGUCAGAAUAAGGCAAGGCCCGCUGAUCGAGGAGACAAUCAUUGACCCGGGCGUUCACUUCCUCAUCGGUCUUUCCGACUGCAAAGCCAUCAUUGGGGAAGAGGCGGAACUUGUGUGUAAACUCAGCAGCGAGGACUGUGAGGGGAUCUGGUACAAAGAUGGAGGAGAGAUCAAGUCAAAUGAGGGUAUGACCAUCAUAAAAGAAGGAAGCUACCAUAAGCUAAAACUCCACAAAGUCCCAGAGGAAUUUGCCGGAAAAUAUAAGUUUGAAGCCGAUGGACGAAAGACAGAAGCCUUGGUGGUUGUUGAAGAUCCACCAAGAUUUGACCCGGAGGAACUAAAAACCUUUAUCACUCCUUUCACGGUGAAGAAGGGACACAAAGCAACCUUCAAGAUAUCCUAUAUGGGACGAGAGCCAGUAAAAGUUCAGUGGUUCCUUGAGGGGGAAGAGCUUUCGGAUGAGGCCAAUAUCAAGCUGGAGACAUCGGACGGCUACACGCGUCUGCUUCUGAUCAAGCUGCAGCGCAAGGACAGUGGUGAAGUCAAGUUGAAGCUUAAAAAUGAGUUUGGUAUUGCCGAGGCCUUAACUGAACUGAUUGUUCUAGAUAAACCCACUCCCCCGAUGGGGCCAGUGGAGAUUGUCGAAGCUUCCUCCUCUGCAAUCGAGAUUAAGUGGCGACCACCGAAAGAUUGCGGCGGCUGCAAGAUAGGCAACUAUAUCCUUGAGAGGCAACAAGUUGGCCGCAACACCUGGAAGAAGGUUGGGCUCAUCGGUCCACUGGCCAAAUACCGGGACUUAGACGUAGACCAUGGUCGCCGGUAUUGCUACCGCAUCAGAGUGGAGACUGAAAUGGGCACCAGCGAGCUGAUGGAAACGGAGGACAUUCAAGCUGGGACGAAAGCAUACCCUGGACCUCCAUCAACACCAAAGGUCGUCAGUGCCUUCAAGGACUGCAUCAACCUCUCCUGGUCUGCUCCUGCCAACACAGGCGGCACCAAUAUUCUUGGAUACAAUCUUGAAAAGCGCAAAAAGGGAAGCAAUCUGUGGGGUCAAGUUAACUCGCCAGAAGAGAUGAUCCGAGCAAAAGGCUUUGCUGUUAAAGAUGUGGUAGAAGGAAUGGAAUACGAAUUCCGUGUGGCAGCUAUAAAUAACUCUGGAGCUGGUGAAUUCAGCACACCUUCGGAAUUUGUCUUUGCCAGAGAUCCCAAAAAGCCUCCUGGAAAAGCUAUUGAUUUCAAGGUGACCGAUUCCAGCUACACAAGUCUAUGUCUGUCUUGGAUAAAACCCAAGGAAAUUAAGGGGGUUGAGGAUGAAGCCAAAGGAUACUUUGUGGAGAUCCGUCCCGCAGAGAACACAGAAUGGAAUCGUUGCAAUUCAAACUUAGUCACCACAAAUUUCUUCACCGUGAAAAACAUGAAGUCAAUGGCCAUGUACUGGGUGAGAGUGAUCGCUGUCAACGAUGGAGGAGAAGGAGAACCACAGGAACUGAACAACUACAUCCUUGCUAUGCCGCCUCCUGUGAGACCUCGCUUCACCGACACCAAAAUUAAGAGUUUCAUGGUGGUGCAAGCCGGAAAUUCAGCACGGCUCACAAUGAAUUUUGAGGCCUCCCCUUGGCCUGAGGUCAAAUGGCUGAAAGAUGACGUGCCGGUGACUAAAACGGUGACCAUUAGCAAUGCGGAAGGCACGUCGCAGCUCUUGAUUCCCUCUGCCGAGCGCUCGGACUCCGGUGUCUACACCAUUGUUGUCAAAAACAUUGUCGGUCAAGAAACCUUCAGUAUUGAAAUAAGAGUCACAGAUGAGCCAAAGCCACCGGGCCCAGUGGAAAUGGAAGAAAAUGUGCCGGGCACGGUGACCAUUUCGUGGGCGCCUUCUCCAGACGAGAAACGUGAUGACAGGUUGCAUUACAUGGUGAUGAAGAGAGACUCCAGCAAGCGAACUUGGAACACGGUGGCAGAUCACAUCUUCAACAAUAAGUUCACAGCCUGCAACAUAAUGCCGGGCAGAGAGUACAGGUUCCGUGUCUAUGCAAAGAAUGACAUGGGCUCCUCCAAACCCACCGAAUCACAAAAGUGGCUGCUACCAAUCAAGAAAGAAAAGUUCACAGUCAACAUGCCGCGAUCCAAAAGCUGCAAUCUCCAGUGCCCCCCAAAGUUUCUCGUCCCACUGAAAAUGCACAUCGCUCCCCAAGGAUAUGAAUGCUACAUGAGCUGCGCUUUAAAAGGGGACCCGACGCCUCACGUCACGUGGCUCCGCGACAACAUUAGCCUGAAUACCAACACCAAUUACUACAUCUCCAACACCUGCGGAGUCUGCUCUCUGCUCAUACUGAGGGUCGGAUCCAAGGACACCGGAGAGUACAAGGUGGUCGCGGAAAACCCCAUGGGGAGAGCAGAGUGCUCUACCAAGUUGACAGUUCGGGGUAAGUAUUUACCAGAGGAUAUUUCAACAGGAUUUGGCUGCAUUGAGGAAAAUAAUUGAAACAAAUCUUUCUGCUUUUUAAUUUUGUUCCAGAGUAAAACAAACAGAACCCCCCCCCCCCCCCCCAGAAGAUGAAGGACCCGUGACCGAAAAAAAAAAAAAGAA
This is a messenger RNA of Hippocampus zosterae (dwarf seahorse), 4816 nucleotides long. RefSeq names its product immunoglobulin-like and fibronectin type III domain-containing protein 1. The transcript has 28 exons. NCBI's taxonomy places the organism in Eukaryota, Metazoa, Chordata, Actinopteri, Syngnathiformes, Syngnathidae. The coding region runs from base 173 to 4711 and encodes 1512 amino acids. The record is from RefSeq and is a predicted model, not a curated record. Gene Ontology annotation, molecular function: protein binding.